This is a messenger RNA of Beta vulgaris subsp. vulgaris (sugar beet), 1135 nucleotides long. RefSeq lists its product as hypothetical. The record is from RefSeq and is a predicted model, not a curated record. NCBI's taxonomy places the organism in Eukaryota, Viridiplantae, Streptophyta, Magnoliopsida, Caryophyllales, Amaranthaceae. The transcript has 3 exons. Bases 133 to 1026 code for a protein of 297 amino acids.
CUCCCUGCAUCAACGGGUUCGUAUUAUUUCACCAUCAUCAAUCACAGAAUCUGCUUCGUAUUAUUUCACUAUCAUCAAUCACGAAAUCUGCUUCUGUUCACAACGAACUCAUCCAAAAGUAUCUAGUUUGCAAUGAGUAAUUCAAGGGCAAAUUUCACCGUGGAUGUUGUUACCGUACUUCUGGAAAUCUUGCCCGAAUAUGUCUCUCCUGGUGGGAGAACUAAUUGGGACCGUGUUGCAACUACAUUAAACACCCGAACAAGAAAGUGCAUUACAGCAAUUUCCAUAAAGAAUUGGUUUACCAAUAUGAAAGAAAAACACAAGGCUUGGAAUGAACUAAAGAAAUGGACUGGUAUCGGAUGGAGCGAAGAUGGUUGUCCUGUUGUUGAUACGGAAAGUGAAAAAUGGAAGGGUUUUGUUAAGCGCUACAAAUCUAUAGCAACUGUGUUUCUUAAGAAGCCAUUACAGAAUGAGGCUGAAUGGGAUAAAAUUUUGCGUAGUGGUUAUGCAACGGGUGAUAGAUCUUAUACACCAGCAUCUACAGUCAAAGGAAAGGAAGUAAUUGCUAUUGAAGCUGAAGGUUCUUGUAACUCUAAAGACACUCCACCUAAUGAUAUUCAAACCCCCAAUAAUGAAAGCAAGUCUCCCAUUAUCUCUAUUGAUAUUAAAAAGCGUAAAAGCAGUGAGACUAGUAACAUGCCCAAGAAAAGUACAAGGGCUGAUGAUAUUGAUACAUGUCUUGAUAUUCUGAGGAAAUCGUCUGUGAGUCAACCUCCUAAACCCAUAAAUAGAUUUGAUGAAGUUUAUGAUAUCUUGGAGUCCAUGAGGAUUGCUGAAAAGUAUGGGGAUGAAUUUGUUGUGGAUAUUCUUGAUAGCUUUCGCAGUACUCUGGGUGCCAUCGAUCUUUUCAUCUCCUUGCGUAGUGAUAGAGGCAGACUUCAUUUCUUGAGGAAGCAUUGUGCACUUUCAGAUGAUGUCUAUAGGUCAGAUAUGUCUAUAGAUAAUGAUAAUAUGUUAUAUGACUAAGAUGGUUGCGAAGGAUGUUCUAGUUAAAAUUGCGUGAUUUUAUGUUAGAGUGCUUUUAAGUUAGUGAUUUUAUGUUUAAGUCUAUUUUAUGAGCUGAACUUAAUUAUUA